This is a messenger RNA of Caenorhabditis angaria, 1266 nucleotides long. The record is from the annotation of a GenBank genome assembly. NCBI's taxonomy places the organism in Eukaryota, Metazoa, Nematoda, Chromadorea, Rhabditida, Rhabditidae.
AUGUUUGAAAGAUUCGCCUCAAUUGUAUUGCCGGAAGAAGAAAUUGAAAAACGAAAAGAUUACGCGAGAUUGUGUAAAUAUGCUGGAGAGACUGCUGUUUCGUGUUGCUUUUCAUCGUUGGUUUUGGCAAUGGGAAUUGUGAUGGCUGGAACUGGAGAUAAAACAGUUAUAAGAUAUGCGAGAUUUUUGAGAAUGUCGGAAAAAUUGGUAAAAGAUUCGUGGCUAAUAUCGGGACGGAAACAUUAUGAACAAAUGGUUGCACAUCAAACACUUGGAAUGUUAUUUAUGGGAAAUGGAAGAUAUGCAAUUAAAAAGGAUAAUGUUUCGAUUGCCCUUUUGAUUACAUCAUUUUUACCUGUUAUUCCGACAAGUGUCAGCGAUAAUACGUUAGUUUUUUUUUGAAGAAGGAAAGGAGGGAGGUCUCGAAAUUUAAAAAUAUUUUUUUGGCAGAUAAAAAUUAAUUACUUUAAAAAUUACACAGAAAAAGUUCACAUCGUAGUUCUUUUCAAAAUUCAAAAAUUUCAGACAUUAUCACCAACCACUUCGAUUUAUGUGGACUCUCGCAGCCGAACCUCGACUUAUUGUUCCGGUUGAUAACAAUGAAAGUACAGUAGUCGAGUGUGAUUGUUUGAUUAGUUUGAAAACGAAAUCAAAUGAGACACAAAAUCGAUAUUUCGUAAGAGCUCCAUGUCUUCUUCCACCUUUGGAAACUAUCGAAUUUCUCGAAAUCGGCGGCGGAUGUUAUGAACUUGUUCGAAUCAAUCUAAACACUUCGGAGGAAAUCAAAUCAAUGAAGCAAAUAUUGAGUGUUGGGCAAGGUCGAAUCAGACUUCAAAGAUUUGUUUCAAAUAGCACUGAGGCUCCGAAUAGCUUAAUUAGUGACUUAUAUUCGCCAGAAGCAUCACCCAGACGUUUUGAUUUGAACGAACUUUUGAUGGUUGAAGAUAUGUCUUGGCCAAUCAGCGACAUGGAUUUCAAUCUACAAGAGAACUAUUUGAAAAAAGAGCUGAGAUUGAAUGGAGCCGACAAAUAUCCACAAAUUCAAGCGCAUUUGAAUACAUUCCGCGAUGAAAUUGAUCGAACAACAAAACAAAUGGCUGGAUUGCAAAUAUCGAAUGUUGAAUUAGCACAAACAGUCGUCGACGGGUUAGUUUUCAGAAUUUUCAUUUUGAAUCAAAAUCCAAAUGUUUUCAUUUUUGCAGGUGGAGCAACGAGGUGAAUGUGGCAAUGAAGCUGGACGAAAUUGCUCGCAAUAUGCGCAGAUAA